Messenger RNA from Microthlaspi erraticum, 396 nucleotides. The record is from the annotation of a GenBank genome assembly. NCBI's taxonomy places the organism in Eukaryota, Viridiplantae, Streptophyta, Magnoliopsida, Brassicales, Brassicaceae.
AUGAUGAUCAGGUUUAACUUGCACUUGAUGGCUUACCUGAAGAGUAAACAAAGAUGCAUAACCAAUGCAGUUCUCAACCAUCAUCAGCCACGUCUGACCAACGUGCACCACGACCGUAUCUUGGAUGUUGUUAACUUUGUGGUGUUCACGGCCACAUCAGGUGUUCACGGCCACAUCGCACGUAGAUGCUCUCUGUUCAUGCAGAACACCAGUUUGCUAUCCACACCUAAAGCCUGGGAGCCACGCACCAACUUUGUUAAAGCGUCUCCAUGGAUGCUUGAGUCAGGUGCCAUGCACCACAUCGCUUCUGACCUGGCCAACCUGUCCCUUCAUCAACCAUAUACUGGUGGUGAAGAAGUUGUUGUCGGAAUUUCUGACAUGCUCAGAAUUUCUUAA